UUGAAGGAAGCCGGAAACUAAAAACAAAUGUGAUGAUUACUAUGCAAGGAGACUCGAGCAUUAAUUGUAACACUACUUGAUACAAACCGAGAAAGAAAUAAACAGCCGGCUCCGUCUGAAUUUGUUCAUACGUAAUAGUGUAUAUAUACAUAUACAUAUAUAUAUAUACACACACAAAUACAUACACGUACAUAUAUAUAUAUAUAUUCAACUACUUGCCUUAAAGUUAUCGCCUGGGCAGAUUCUAUAUAAACAACAGUUACGCACACUUACAUGGACGUACAAGCUGCAGGCAUAAUCAAGAUGAAGCUCCAUGCUGCAACAACAUUUCUGCCAUGGCUGCUGUUGCUCGUUACCUCUGCAACGCUUAGUUUUGGUGCCAGCGAGGGCCGCAGCCGCCAUGGUGUCAAUCAGGGAGAAAGCCUGGGAAGGUGGUUGGAGACAAGAAGAAAGACAACGACCCAAAAUCUAUCGGAAAAACUUAUAGGUGGUGGUAAUUCAUGGGAAGAAUCGGAGACGAUGAUGAAGAUUGAUCCUUACAUCGAAGUUCAACCGGGAUCCAUGGCCUCCGACAAGAUCACCGUGUUACCGGGGCAGCCGGUGAGUGGAGUAGAUUUUGAUCAUUAUGCAGGGUAUGUUACUGUGGAUGACAAAGCUGGAAAAGCACUUUUCUACUACUUCGCUGAGUCCCCAAACAACUCUUCCACUAACCCUUUGGUCUUAUGGCUCAAUGGAGGACCCGGAUGUUCUUCAUUUGGGUACGGAGCGAUGACUGAAUUGGGACCGUUUCGAGUAAAUAGCGACGGAAAAACUCUUUUCCGAAACAAAUAUGCAUGGAACAAUGUGGCAAAUGUGAUAUUCUUGGAAUCACCGGCAGGAGUAGGGUUUUCUUAUUCAAAUACAUCAUCGGUUUAUAAUCAGACAGGCGAUGCAAGCACCGCAAAUGAUGCUUACAUUUUUCUUAUCAACUGGCUUGAGAGAUUUCCACAGUACAAGUCCAGAGAUUUCUAUAUAACUGGAGAGAGUUAUGCCGGCCACUAUGUACCACAAUUGGCCUAUACUAUACUUCUCAACAAUAAAAAUGCCAAUCAAACUCUCAUCAAUCUCAAAGGCAUUGCGAUUGGGAAUGCAUGGAUUGAUGACACCACAAGUUUACUAGGAGUAUAUGAUUAUAUAUGGAGUCAUGCUUUGAAUUCAGAUGAAACACACAGAGGCAUCUUGUUGAACUGUGAUUUUCUCACUUGGAACAUUUCUGACAAAUGCUUUCAGUUCUUAUACCAGUCUGAUAUAGAGGAAGGCAAUAUUGAUUAUUACAAUAUAUAUGCUCCUCUAUGUCUUUCAUCCCCCUCUAAUUCCUCUUCACCCGGAUCUGUUGAUAACUUUGAUCCAUGCUCCCCGGACUAUGUAUACAACUACCUGAAUACUGCAGAGGUGCAGAAAGCUUUGCAUGCAAAAAGCACAUAUUGGACAUUUUGCAGACGCUUUUAUUGGAAUGAUAGUCCAACAACCAUCCUCCCCAUUAUCAAGUAUCUUAUGGCAAACAAUAUCAGAGUCUGGGUAUACAGUGGUGAUACAGAUUCUGUAGUACCAGUUACUUCGUCUAGAUACUCCAUAAAUACUCUCAACCUUCCCAUAAAGGCUGCUUGGCGCCCCUGGUACACCAGCCAAGAGGUUGGUGGAUACGUUGUGGAUUAUGAAGGACUAACUUUUGUAACAGUGAGAGGAGCAGGUCAUGAGGUUCCAAGUUACCAACCUGAGCGAUCCCUCACUAUGAUAUCUUCCUUUCUUCUUGGCAUUCUCCCUCCUGCUAAAUGAACAUCUCUUGACAGGAGGAUGUUGGCUACCUUCUUUACUUCUAAUCCUAAUUAAGUUUUUUGGUUCCUAAUAAUGCUUUGAACAAUGUUUUUGUUAUAUUUAAUUUGUUAAUCACUGAAUUUAAUGUGAAAUGAUGAUAAAGAAUAACGGGUUUUGAACCAAGCGAUCAUCUAUGUUCUCGUUCAAGUUAGAGAUUUCAAUUUUGACAUUUGCCUAGUACAAGAAUCACAUAUAUUACAUGUUGAGCUGGUUUUGACCCACGAUCAUCUAUGUUUGCGUUGAAGUUUAGAGAUCUCAACUUCGACAUUACCUAGCAUAAGAAUCAUAUAUAUUACAUCUGAGCUAAUUUUAACCCAAUGAUCAUCUGUGUUUUUGUUUAAGUUAGAGAUCUCAAUUUCAACAUUUGCCUAGUAAAGGAUCAUAUAUAUAUAUAUAUAUAUCACAUUUUGAGCUGGUUUCAACCAAGUGAUUAUUUAUGUUCUUGUUCAAAUUAGAAUUCUCUCAAUUUUGACAUUUGCCUAACGCAAGAUCAUACGUAUUAUAUUCUGCUCAAAAGGAAUAAGUGAUAAGAAAAUGCAAA
Molecule: messenger RNA, 2395 nt
Organism: Carica papaya (papaya)
Lineage: Eukaryota; Viridiplantae; Streptophyta; Magnoliopsida; Brassicales; Caricaceae
Product: serine carboxypeptidase 1-like
Biological process (GO): proteolysis
Cellular component (GO): vacuole
Molecular function (GO): serine-type carboxypeptidase activity
Source: RefSeq, a predicted model, not a curated record